Molecule: messenger RNA, 441 nt
Organism: Dictyostelium purpureum
Lineage: Eukaryota; Evosea; Eumycetozoa; Dictyosteliales; Dictyosteliaceae
Exons: 2
Coding region: 1-441 (146 amino acids)
Biological process (GO): protein lipoylation; glycine decarboxylation via glycine cleavage system
Cellular component (GO): glycine cleavage complex; cytoplasm; mitochondrion
Source: RefSeq, a predicted model, not a curated record
AUGUUAUCAAGACUUAGCGUUAAAUCAGUUUUUGCUACUAGAACUUUAUCAAGAGCUUUUUGCACCCGUUUCAGUCGUGAUCACGAAUGGUGCACUGUUUCAGAAAACAACAUUGCUACCUUUGGUAUCACUAAACAUGCUCAAGAAGAAUUAGGUGAAAUUGUUUUUGUUGAUUUCCAAACUAAAGUUGGUGAAAGUGUUGAAGCUAAAACUUCAGCUGCUUCAGUUGAAUCAGUUAAAGCUGUUUCAGAUGUUUAUGCUCCAAUCAGUGGUAAAUUAGUCGAAUUCAACAAUGAACUCGAAUCAAACUUAGAUCUCAUCAAUGAAGAACCACAAGCUAAUGGUUGGUUAUUCAAACUCCAAUUAGAAAACAAAAACGAAUUCAAUCAAUUAAUGAACCAAACUGAAUACGAAAAAUUCUGUCAAGAAGAACAUCAUUAA